UGUUUAUAAACAAUUUCAAAAAGUAAUCAUGAGCUAAAAUAUUUUUAAAAAAGUGCUUAUAAUUAUUUCGAUUUCAAAAUCAAGGCAAUCACUGGAUUACUGAGUUGAACAUCGUUUGAACGAAAUUAAAAUAAAGUAUUAAAUGGCACACUGUCGAUUUUGUCAGAAAUCAUGUGAACAAAACCGCCGUUUGCUAGACCGCUUCUUCCGAGAGAAGCUCCAGGAUGUGCUUUGCAUGUGGGUUGACGUCAGCUCCGAAGCAGACCACGCUACUGUUUGUCAGGAAUGUGAGCUUGAUAUUUUGCAAUUUUAUUCCUACAAGCAACAAUGCAGAGAAAUGCUUCGAAGGCCACCAGGUGCGAUUGUCUCCGAUGACGGCGAAACCGAGUUCCUCGAUAAUGAGCAGCAAUGGGCAGAGGUUCCUCAGAAAUCGGCAUGUGCGUCAAUUGCCGAGAAUGCUGAGAUUGAAAUACUCGAUGACUUAAGCUGUUUGAAUGAAACAUCAGUAGUGACAGACCUGAAGAAUAUUCUAUCGCCACUAUACGACAAUGACGAACCAGAUAAUUUCCCUGUCGAGGCCCUCGACGACUUCGCCGAAAAAAAAGAACCCCAAAGGACAGAAAGAAAGAAAACGCGAAAUCCCACGAUCUUAACAGAGGAGAAACGGCUAGCUAAACAGCUAAAACCGAAGCGAGCCCUUCGGAGGAAAACGGAGGAAGAAAAGGCUAUGUCCCCAGAGGUUUAUAAAAAAUACUAUUAUAAGAUGAUUAGCGAAAAAUACAAACAAACUUGCGAGGUUUGUGGUAAACGUCUUCCACCGGAAAGAAUGGAAGGUCAUGUCAAUGGUCAUAAAGGGCUGCAACCAUAUGCAUGUGAAUUUUGCGAGCUACAGUUCAAUUGUAAAAUCAAUAUGCGCAAGCAUGUGCAAAGAAAUCAUGUCGUUGGAGUGCAGAUUCCGUGCGCUAUGUGUGAUAAAGUGUUGAUUAGCCAGAUGGCUCUCCGACAACAUAUACGAACGGUACAUGAGGAGAAAAAAUAUCAGUGUCCCAUCUGUGGGUUAAGGAGUCCGAAUAAUCAUUCAUUGACACGCCAUAUGAAUAUUCAUACUCAAACGAGGAAUUUCGUUUGUCCACAUUGUGCCAAAGCUUUCUACUGUUAUAGCGUGCUGAAGAUUCACCUGAGAACGCACUCCGGUGAAGAGCCUUACAAAUGUGUAAUUUGUCCGAAAGGCUUUGUGCAUCGUCGGUUAUAUGUGCUGCAUAUGAAAAAACUUCAUCCGGAGGAACCAUUGAUGCGUAUUAAUGGCACAAAGGAGUUGAAAACAACAUUGAUGAAAAAGCACUACUGAUCACGUUUCGCCUACAAUGGAUGUAUGUUGUUAUUAGGACUUCGGAUAAGUUCUCGCUGUUUUCCAACAUAUGACAUUCCGACAACUUGGUGCAGGUUUUCAAACGGUAGCUCAUUCGCGGCUUCGAAGGGGCAGUGUCACCGUCUACAAGGGCUUUGAGAUGUCAUGCAUUAUAACGAAAUUCAUUUCCGAAUUCUUAUGAUUUUGAAGUACAAUGAAUUUCAUGUUUUCGUUUCACAAUAAACUCUUUGUUCUAA
Molecule: messenger RNA, 1605 nt
Organism: Toxorhynchites rutilus septentrionalis
Lineage: Eukaryota; Metazoa; Arthropoda; Insecta; Diptera; Culicidae
Product: zinc finger protein 77-like
Exons: 3
Coding region: 143-1348 (401 amino acids)
Biological process (GO): regulation of transcription by RNA polymerase II
Cellular component (GO): nucleus
Molecular function (GO): DNA-binding transcription factor activity, RNA polymerase II-specific; RNA polymerase II transcription regulatory region sequence-specific DNA binding
Source: RefSeq, a predicted model, not a curated record